ACAGUAGCAGCAAGAUAUAGUGGCCUUCAAAAAGAAGUUUUAUCUCUUUAUAGGAAAUUUAUAAGGGCAUCACAAAAUAAAGAUAAAAUAAAUAAUGUAUCCCCUAAUAAUAGUUCACAAUCCAUUACAAAUUAUAUUAGAAAUCAAUUUAGAUUAAAAGCAGGUCAAGUUUCAAGAAGAGAAAUAAAUAAAAUAGAAUUACUUUUAUUAAAAGGAAGAAGACAAUUAGAACAGGUUCAAGACCCACAUUAUUCAGGUUUUCAAUUAUCUUCAUUUUCACCAAAAUUAAAAUAA
Messenger RNA from Dictyostelium purpureum, 294 nucleotides. RefSeq lists its product as uncharacterized. Gene Ontology annotation, biological process: mitochondrial respiratory chain complex II assembly. NCBI's taxonomy places the organism in Eukaryota, Evosea, Eumycetozoa, Dictyosteliales, Dictyosteliaceae. The annotation marks the transcript as partial. Gene Ontology annotation, cellular component: mitochondrion. The record is from RefSeq and is a predicted model, not a curated record. The transcript has a single exon.